AUGGCACCCUACGACGACAGCGACUCCUCUGGCGGAGAAGAAGUCGAUUACACAGAGACCAAUGUCCUCCUCGGCUAUGCAUCCAAGGAUGCCGAAGAUGAUACCAUAAGCCGUUUGGGAGGUCGCCCAGACUGGCUCGAUCCCUCAGCACCCGCUUCCGCUGCCCUUGCUCGUUGCAAGUUGUGCAAAGAUGUCAUGGUUCUUCUGCUACAAUUGAAUGGAGAACUACCAGACCGUUUCCCCGGACACGAACGGCGGUUGUACGUCUUUGCUUGCAAAAAGAAAAGCUGUCGCAGGAAGGAUGGAAGCAUUCGCGUAAUCAGAGGACUUCGCGUCGAACCCGGCAGCAAAGCAGCACCGACUGAGAAGGUUCAAAAAGAAGAGAAGCCAGCAGUCAAGGAGGAACCAAAGCCGCAGCCGAAACUUGGCGAGGCACUAUUCGGAGCAAAGGGCCUCGGAUCCGCGUCGAACUCGGCCAACCCCUUUGCGACAUCGGGUUCUGCGCCCAGCAAUCCAUUUGCAAGUGGUGCAAACCCCUUCAGUAGUUCCAAGCCGGAAGCACCCAAACCUGUAGAGGAGACUAGCAAAGCCGAAGUCAAGGAGGCAGUCGAAGCCCUCCCAAAAACGUUUGCCGAGACUCUCUCGCUCAACAACCCUCAGAAAGAGCAAGGCCCUCCCCCGCCCCCGGAACCAUGGCCCGUAGAGAAGGAUCUGCCUUCUCCCUACCCCAUCUCGUACCUGGCCGACGCUGACUAUGAAACUCUCGACCCGACACCGCCACCAAUACCACAAGCUACACGAAUGGAUGUAGACGAGCCAGGAUCCUCUGCCGGCGGUGGAAAGGAAGACCGCGAAGUUUUCGAGUCCGUCAUGGACGGCGAUUUUCAAAAGUUUGCCGAUCGGCUCGCCCAAAACCCCGAGCAGGUGAUCCGAUACGAAUUCGGCGGCCAGCCCCUACUGUACUCCAAGACAGAUGCGGUGGGCCAGCUACUGGGCGGCAACCGAACGAUGCCGCGAUGCGGAAACUGCGGUAGUACAAGAGCAUUCGAGGUCCAAUUGACGCCCAACGCCAUUGCCGAACUGGAGGCCGAGGAGCUCAGCCUCGAGGGCAUGGACUGGGGCACCAUCAUUGUCGGCGUCUGCGAGUCGGACUGUCAGGCUCGCGGCGUGGCCGAGGGCGAAGCUGGAUAUCUCGAGGAGUGGACUGGCGUGCAGUGGGAGGAGGUAUCGGCCAAGAGAUAA
Molecule: messenger RNA, 1242 nt
Organism: Pestalotiopsis fici W106-1
Lineage: Eukaryota; Fungi; Ascomycota; Sordariomycetes; Amphisphaeriales; Sporocadaceae
Exons: 2
Coding region: 1-1242 (413 amino acids)
Biological process (GO): maturation of SSU-rRNA
Cellular component (GO): cytoplasm
Source: RefSeq, a predicted model, not a curated record